ACCCGACGAAACACGAGGCGCGCUUCCACGGCCUGCUGCGACGACCGCGGUUUCAGUUGAUUUCAGGAACGCGAAGGGCGAGUUGAUACUGAAACGCCCCCGUCGACUAUUGACCGCGUGCUUUAAUCAAAUAUAAACAAAUAAUACUCACAAAWUACUUGUGAUUGUGCCGCUUUUGACCGGUUGUGAUCGAUUGUUUGUGGGAUAUUCCMGCUAGUUUGGGCUUUUCUCUCGGCCGCCACCAAGGCAAACUAGACUGAGUGCCAUGGUCUGACGACACGAUUCCUAGAAUUUAUUUUGGAGAAUAGUUCACUCUGACUUUGUCAGUUCAACAAAAAGUCGGAUUCUUAGAACGUUUCCAGUUCGAUGCAAACAAUAAGAUAAAACGAUCAGUGCACGUCUAUGACUUCUUCAUUUAAGGGUGGGCGGCCAAUUCAGCGAGAAUAUUCUUGGAUAGAUUCUUGUGAUAAACAGUGAGCGCUUCUGAAGGCGCUAUUACCGUCAAACUGGCAGCCAGUGCACUAGCCGCUAUGAACCCUCACUACCACCCUUACGGAGGCUCGGAACUGACGUCUCCGCAUCCUCCGUCGCCAGAUAACAACAAUUAUCACAGUCAUCAAGGACCUGGAGGACCUCAAAUACGCAUGCAUCAAUCAAACGGACACGGAAUAGGUCCACUAGGCCACCCGAGCGGUCCCCACGACGGCCAUCCUCACAAUCACCACUCCCACCCCGCUUUUGGAGGCCCUCAGUCGGAAGGUCCCCAUCACCAGCAUCAUAAUCCGAGCAUCAACAAUAACAAUAAUAACAGCACGGUGAAAGUAUGUGCAGGGUGCGGUGGUAAAAUAGUGGAACGUUUUCUUCUGCAUGCGUUAGAUCGCUAUUGGCACAAUAGCUGUUUGAAGUGUUCGUGUUGCGCGGCUAUGUUAGCAGACAUCGGGACAUCGUGCUUCACAAAAGGUGGAAUGAUCCUCUGCAAACAGGACUAUACGAGGUCCCGCAGGUUAUUUGGAAACUCAGGAGCGUGUUCGGCGUGUGGCCAAAUGAUCCCUGCUAGUGAAUUCGUCAUGAGAUCUGGAGGACCAUCACCCCAACAACCUGGAGCCCCCCUGCAUGUUUUCCACCUGAAAUGUUUUGUGUGUAGCAAAUGUGGCGCCCCCCUCGUGCAAGGCGACCGCUACUACAUGCUUUCAGGAAGUCUCGUUUGUGAACAGGAUUGGCACAAAUUACUUAAAAGUUCAGCAGCCACACCUACGGUGCGUAAAGGAAAAGUCGGAAGGCCUCGUCGGAGCCGUGACUGAAUAGAACCUUACCUUCAUGGGGUCCCAGGUUUGACGCCUCAACAUACAUCGAUAACAGUGGGACAUCCCUACCUCCUCCAGAACAGUUUCCUGCCACUGGGUAUGAUGAAUGAAGUCAGGUUUUCCUACGGACAACGAAGCUUCUCCUUGUACAGUGAUAACCACGAGUGAUCGGUUGCAAGUCUCGUUUUUUCUGUAAAAUAGCGCGUGACAGUCGGACUUCCACCGAAGCAGUGUACAAAUAUUGUUAGAAAAUCUAGUGUUACUUGAACUUUGUUAUACAAGGAUUGGUUAAGUCUCAAGCCAUCUGUAUGACGUAGCUAAUGGGACUCAAUUCAGUGUACUUAACAUGUUGAAGUUUGUUGUAGAGCGCGAAUGUCAACAACUUUUUUAUUGUGUAAAUAAUUUUAACAUAAGGAUUGCAAUAAGGCGCUGAUAUUACACGGGAAAUAUUGGAAAAAAUGUAAAUGAUAUUUAUGUACAUCACGUCGACGGAUUUCACUUCGAAGGAGGAGAGAUCCCGAGUUUUCCGCAAUCUUGCCCCGAUCUAAACUUUGUGAUUAUAUUGUAUAAAUUAUUGUAUUAUGGUUUUAUUUCUCGUUGCUCUUGUUGUUACUAGUUAAUAUUUUUAAUUAUUCCUAAUUGAUAUUUGUUUUAUUUUAUGCACCCGAAGAGAACUGUCGGUUAUUUUAUGCAGACAUUGUUGUUUUUUCAUUUGAAAUUUUCUUGUUAAAGUACUGAAGGAAAACUCCUCCGCUCAUACAAUGUUUACUUCGUUAAAACUUAAAAUUGUGUGCAAUAAACCAAAACUCCUGCCCCAAACACUCAGUCACAUCUGUAAUAAACUUCAUCAUUCUCACCUUGUUUCACUUUUAAUAAAGGUCAUACACUGAAAUGAUUUGCUCAAAUAUUUCUAUAUCAAAGUUUUGUUUCAUUCUGUGUGCAUUCCACAAUAAAACGAAUUUAAUUCA
Molecule: messenger RNA, 2272 nt
Organism: Tribolium madens (black flour beetle)
Lineage: Eukaryota; Metazoa; Arthropoda; Insecta; Coleoptera; Tenebrionidae
Product: LIM domain transcription factor LMO4-B
Exons: 7
Coding region: 531-1301 (256 amino acids)
Source: RefSeq, a predicted model, not a curated record